This is a messenger RNA of Vitis vinifera (wine grape), 1339 nucleotides long. RefSeq names its product putative anthocyanidin reductase. The record is from RefSeq and is a predicted model, not a curated record. The transcript has 5 exons. Gene Ontology annotation, molecular function: oxidoreductase activity, acting on the CH-OH group of donors, NAD or NADP as acceptor. NCBI's taxonomy places the organism in Eukaryota, Viridiplantae, Streptophyta, Magnoliopsida, Vitales, Vitaceae. The coding region runs from base 70 to 1089 and encodes 339 amino acids.
AAAUCAACCACCAUUCACCCCUUUUGAGUACUUGGUUUUUUUUUUUCUGAAAAACAACGACUAGUCGCAAUGGAGAAAAGGAGCUGCAGGGUUUGUGUUACAGGAGGUGCCGGCUAUAUCGGAUCUUCCCUUGUGAAGAAGCUUUUGCUGAAGGGCUACACAGUCCAUGCAACACUCAGGAACUUGCAUGAUCAUGCCAAGGUGGGACUCCUCCAGAGCUUGCCUAAUGCUGACACGAGACUGAGGUUGUUUAAAGCCGACAUUUACAAUCCAGAUGAGUUCGAGCAGGCCAUUCAAGGGUGUGAGUUUGUUUUCCAUGUUGCCACCCCCUUGCAACACAUUGAGGGCUCUCAGUACAAGGACACAGCAGAAGCUGCAGUGGCUGGGGCAAAGAGCAUUGCAGUGUCUUGCAUCAAAUCAGCAACUGUGAGGCGACUAAUCUACACUGCUUCCGUGGUGGCUGCAGCCCCAUUGAAAGAUGACGGGACUGGUUUCAAGGACUCCAUGGAUGAAUCUUGUUGGACCCCUCUUAAUCUUCCAUUCUCUCAUAGUAAUUCUCAUCUAAAGGACUAUGCUCAUUCAAAGACAGUGGCUGAAAAAGAAAUCUUGAGCCAUGGGGAGAAUAAGACCGGCGGAUUGGAGGUGGUUUCACUGGCUUGUGGGCUUGUGGGAGGGGAGACUCUUCUACCUUACACACCAGAAAGCGUAGGUUUGUUUAUAUCUCAGCUUACCGACCAUGAAAACCGGUAUCAAACCCUAAAGUUCCUAGAGGAGUUGCUCGGAAAAGUCCCAAUCAUACACAUAGACGAUGUCUGUGAAGCCCAUAUCUUCUGUAUCGAGAAACCUUCCAUCAAUGGCAGAUUCUUAUGUGCAAGCUCGUGUAUUUCUUCUGCAGAAAUUACUAACUACUAUCACGAAAAUUAUCCACAACUUCAUAUAAAAGCAGAGUAUUUGAAAAUUGGGCCAAAAAAAGAGAUUAAGUGGGGAUCAACAAAGCUAAUUGAGGAGGGGUUUGAGUAUAAAUGUGAUACCAAUAUGAUAUUGGAAGAUUGUAUCAGCUGUGGAAGGCAGAUGGGUGAUCUGCAGUAGUCUUUUUUCCAUGUUGUUUGUUUAUUUUUAGUUAGGGUGGAACUACAAGCACAAAAAAGGUUGUACACAGAGACCAGUACCAUGAGGAAGUGUCAUGCAUAUUUUGUAAUAUGUAGUACUAUGAAAAAUAUCAUGAAGAGGACAAAUAACAUUAGGUUAUGUUAGGUUAGGUUCUGUUAGGUCGUGGGAAGCGCCAACAAAAGAAAAAAAUAUUAAGAAAAAUGAUUUUCUUGUAUUUGAUUAUAUCGUG